UGCUUUGGUUUUGGCGAAGUUUGGGAAUUUUCACUGUUUGUGAUAGCGUUAAGGAAAUCACACCAUCCAUUUUUGCUACGAUCUGGGUUCUUUCACUUCCAACGUAUUGUUAGAAGGAAUUUAAACAUCUUCUGCGAUCGGCGAACACCUACGAAGGGAAAAUGCUCGUCGAUUUGAACGCCCUGCGUCACAAACGGUUCACACUUGUAGAUUUGACGCUCUAGCUAUUGGCUACCAGCUGGUGCUAAAGAACUUUAAUCAUAGCGGCUAUGCAGUCCUUACAGACCAUGGCAAAGGCUCCGACACAACCUGCCAACCUUCCUCCUCUCCAAGAUCUUCCUUCGUGGUCUAGAAACACUUUGGGAAGGAGAAAACAGCCGCGUCCAAUAAUUCGUGACCGCUUACAACCUAUAAAAUCGAUUAGAGAGGAAAUGGACGAAGGCGCGGACGAGAAAUCGAAUGAGAAGUCAAAUUUCUCGGGAAGGAUUGUUUCUGCCCCAUCUAGAGGACAUUUACUUGAUCAGAGUCAUAGGAUUGAUAACGUAGAGAAAAGAAUAGACUAUCUACGUACUCAACAUGCAGAAACAUUGUCCAAUUUGCAUAGCGAAAUAGAACGAUUAAAAGCUGAAAACAAAGAACUGAAUUUCAAACUGGUCAUGGCACGAACAGGAGUUAAUCUUCCAAAAGAUGAUGGAACAUCUCCUAGUCCAGAAGAAAGUAAAUUGUUACAAUCUUCUAGCCCAGGUGAGUUGUCAUUUAGCAUAUUUUAAUGUUUUAUAGAGUCCUAAAGUGAUGACAUCACAAAAAUAAAAUUUUUAAAAUUGUGGGAUAUGAUGUCACAUUCUUUUAGAGGAUCCUAAAAGAUGCCCUCAUCCCAAAAAUUAGCUCAGAAUUGCAAUUCCUGAUAGAGAUAUAAGGGAUCAAAGUUUGAUAGCA
Molecule: messenger RNA, 936 nt
Organism: Orbicella faveolata
Lineage: Eukaryota; Metazoa; Cnidaria; Anthozoa; Scleractinia; Merulinidae
Source: RefSeq, a predicted model, not a curated record